Panicum virgatum (switchgrass) is the source of this 2774-nucleotide messenger RNA. RefSeq lists its product as uncharacterized. The record is from RefSeq and is a predicted model, not a curated record. The transcript is spliced from 5 exons. Gene Ontology annotation, molecular function: zinc ion binding. The coding region runs from base 1509 to 2642 and encodes 377 amino acids. NCBI's taxonomy places the organism in Eukaryota, Viridiplantae, Streptophyta, Magnoliopsida, Poales, Poaceae.
UGUGGUUGAGAAGGAAACUGAAUCAGCGGUGACAUUAGUGGAAUCAAUCAAUGAUUUAGUUGGUACACAUGGUAGUGGAGGUGUACAAUAUAUUGCUAAUGUUGGGCCAGCUAUAGAAUCAAGCAAUGUGGGCACUAGUGGUCCGGUUGGGGCAGCUAUAGAAUCAAGUGCAGAGGAAGGCAUAGCACAUGUGGUGGACUGGGAUAGCUUGGAAAUUAUUCCAAUUCCGGAAGAUAGAAUAGGUGCUGCUCUAGCUGUGAUGGAUGAUGAUGCAAUGUAUAAGUUACUUGGAUUGCAAGCUGAGGAUGACAAGGCUGAGAAUGAUGGACUUGAGGCUGAGAAUGAUGGACUUGAGGCUGAAAAUGAAACUAAUGUAGCUGAGGAGGACCUACAGGAAGCUGAAUUGCCUGUACAUAAUCUUAUUCCUGGUGAGGAAGCUGUGGUAUAUGAUAGGGAGAACCCUCCAAUGAAAGUAGGCACCAUUUAUGCUAGCAUGCCCGAGUUCAGGGCAGCAGUGAAGCAGCAUGCCAUAAAAGGGCAAUUUGAGCUUGGGACGGAGAAAUCUUGUAAAGAUCUGUACCGGGGUUAUUGCAAAGCAAGUUCAUGUAAAUGGCAUAUUGUGGCAAGGAUGAUGAUCCAUAACAAGCCGCAAGUGAAAGUUACUUUGAACACGGAAAAGCAUUUUUGUUCAUCCACAGGGAGAGUAAGGACCAAGAUGGCAUCAUACCAUUGGGUAGCAGAGAAAGCAGUCCCAUAUUUGAUGAAAACUCCCAACAUGAUGGCAACAAAGUUGCAAGAGGAGUUACAGGAUAAGUAUCAAAUAACAAUUGGUUACUCUACUAUGUGGCUUGGUAUGUAGAAGGCUUGUGAACAAAUUUAUGGCACAUGGGAAGAAAGUUUUGGAUACUUGUAUAGAUUUAAAGCACAAGUAGAGGCUACUAUGCCAGGAAGUGUUGUGGAGAUAGAUGUUGUAGAGAAGCCAGAAGGUGUAUAUUUCUGUAGAUUCUUUUGUUGCUUGAAACCAAGCAUUGAUGGCUUCCUAAAUGGGUGUCGGCCAUACUUGAGCAUAGAUUCCACAGCUCUCAAUGGGAGAUGGAAUGGCCACCUACCUUCAGCUACUGCAUUGGAUGGCCACAAUUGGAUGUUUCCUGUUGCAUUUGGAUUUUUUUGAUGGCGAGACAACUGACAAUUGGACCUGGUUUAUGAGUCAGUUGCAAAAGGCCAUAGGCUGCCCCCCCCCAGUUCUGUGUAUAAGUUCAGAUGCUUGCAAGGGAUUAGCAAAUGCUGUCAAAACAGUUUUUCCUUGGGCAGAGCAUAGGGAAUGUUUUCUACACUUGAUGAAGAAUUUUGUGAAACAAUUUCAAGGUCCUGCAUUUGGAAGGAUGUAUCCUGCAGCUAGGACUUGUCAGCCAGAUUAUCAUGAUUACCUGAUGAAUAAGAUUUGUGAAGCUAGUGACAAGGUGGCGCCUUAGUUGAGAACAAACCAUAGUCUAAAAUGGUCCAGGAGCAUGUUUUCAAAAGAGAUAAAGUGUGAUGCUAUUACCAACAAUGUGGCUGAGGUGUGGAACAAUUGGGUGAAGGAUAUUAAGGACCUUCCAAUAACUGAUAUUGCAGAUAGCCUCAGAUCUAAGUUCAUGGUGUUGUAUGCAAAAAGGAGAAGAAUAGGGGAAAAAUUUGCAGGCCAUAUCAUGCUACCAGUUGUAGUUCGUCAACUUAAUGCACUGAGUAGAGAGCUCAAACACUUAAAGGUCAAAGAAGGUGCAAGGGAUGAAGCAGAAGUCACUGAGAUCACUGCAACCCACAAAGUCAUAAGGCAUGUAGUCAACCUUAAAGACCAUGUAUGCACUUGUAGAGAGUGGCAAGUGUCAGGAAAACCAUGCCAACAUGCUUUGGCACAAAUUACCACAAUAAGAAAUCCUCCUUGGGAUGAAUACCUUCAUGACUACUAUUCUGUUAGAAUGUUUAGACAAGCAUAUGCUGGGGUGAUCAGACCAUUUCCUGACAAGUCUCAAUGGCCACAUGUGGAACUUGGGUUUAAGUUGUUGCCACCUCUUUCCAAGAGACCAGGUGGGAGACAAAGAAAGAACAGAUUUCCUAGCUUUAUGGAGGAUAAGGGAAACAAGCCUAGGGGCAAAGGCUUGUACCAGGUCCAGUGUAAGGGAUGCCUAGCAUUUGGCCACAGAUCUACCUCACCGAAAUGCCCUUUAAACGGAACUAAAAAGAGGAAGAGCCGUGCAAAAAAAGGGAAUGUUGGGAGGCCCCCUGGCCGUGGCAGCAAGAGGAAGAAGGUUGCAUCACAAGACGAUCCUGCACAAGCAGCGACAAGUAAUGCUGCUGAACCGCAAGCUGCUGGACAUAUUUUUUCUAUGACCAACAGUCCUGGUCCUGUCACAAGGAGCCAAACUGCUUUAAGCUUGGAAGUCCAAACAAGUCCUUGUGCCAACAUACAGAGAACUACUAUCACCACAAGUCCUGGUCCUAUGACUCGAAGGCAGCUGGCAUUAACCAUGGAAGGUGAAGCCACUACUGCUACGACCUCUCAUACUACUACUGCGACCUCUCCUACUACUACAGUCACCCCCCUUCGGAGGAAGCAAUUAGCUGUGAAGAAGAAGAUCACUCCAAGGAAGGCAAAAAAAUGAUGUUCUUCAUGCAAAACUGUUAUGUUUAGCUAAACUUGUCUUGCUGUUUUGUUGGGAAACUAUGAACCCCAAUACUAUGUUUCAUGGCUGCUUUUGUGGAACUGGAUGAUGUUGUGACCAUGUGUUUAUGUG